AGGGCGAGGGAGCAGCAGGAUCCCCGGGGAGCAGGGGGCCCGACGUGGGGCUCGAUCCCCAGACCCUGGGAUGAUGACCUGAGCAGAUGCUUCACCAACGGAGCCCCCUGGGCGCCCCUGGUGCAAGAUUUACACAGAUGACGGAAGUAAAUGGGAAGGUGCUCCCCAUCCCUGGGAGGAGACCGGUGGGGGGGGGGGUCUGGCGUGAGGCUCACCCAAGCCACGAGCCUGAGGGAAAAACACCAACGAGCUGCACUUCAUCCAAAUACACAGCUGCACUGUAAGAGACAACGUACCUUUUCUUUUUGUUGAAGGAAGCUUUACCCCGAGCACGGGGCCGGGCAGGGCCUGGACUCGGGACCCCGAGGUCGAGACCAGAGCUGAGGUCAGGCGUCGGUCCCUUACCCAGGGCCCCCCAAAAGGCGGUAUUUUGAAAACCUGGGUAAGCCACAGCCCGGGAGAAAUUGCUGCAAAUAUCCUAUCUGAUAACCCGUCACCCCUAAAGCCUUGGAAAACAACUUAGAAGCAAGACUUAGGCCCCCUCCCCCAGAAGGCGGGGCAAAGGAGCCGAACAGUCGCGGCCAGAGCGACAUGGCACGGGGACAGCCGGCGCGUGACCGACCAUGGCGUAAGCAGGCGAGGACGUGAAACCGCCGCACUGCUCGUACUUUCCAAAACGUUAUCUAAGUAGUUUUGUAAGAAGCUGCACGUAGCAGCAGCCGGCUCGGGAGCGCGAGGCUCUGUCGGGCGCAGAUGUGACUUACACGUAAAACCUACGAACCGUGAGCCCGCAGUUCCGCUCACACGAAGCUACCCAAGGCACGACACACGUGCACCCGAGAGUGGAAGGUCAAUGCUCGUGGCCACGUCUGUGGGGCCCCCGAGUGGCAGCAACCUGGACGCAUGUCACCUGGGCUGCCUCCCCACCCACCCCGCUGGAGCACAGCCUGGACCGUGUACCUCAUGCCUGUGGCCGUCUCAGGGGACACCUGCGGGUGAGGGCACCCACGCGGCUGCGCCACAUGCGGAGCAGAGCAAAGGACCCAGCGGCAAGGAGGGCCCCUAACUGCCAUCUAGCAACGAGACCCUAACAACAGUGCAGGAGGCAGGCGACGGCAGGAGAGCCAGGCAAGAUGACGUCGGCUGGGGACACGGGCUUGGGCGUGUUUUCCACGCAAACCGCAGCACAACCCCGACCCCCACCCCACCCUGGCUUUGGUUCAGACGCUGGUGGGCUGCUCGGCCCGGAAGGGAGGGACCCCCUCCCCACCCUGGGGCUUGGGGACAGGCCACCGGCCGCAGUGAGGGGACCCCGGGGUGCUUGGACAGCGUGUGCUCGGUCCCUGUGCCAGAGCGGCGGGCGGCCAUGGACACCAGCCGGAGCCGGGCCCUGCCACCUUCACGGCCUGAGGCCUCCGCUCAGCGCCAUGUGGGGCGUUGGGGACCGUGAAAAUGGGCGGAGCCCGAGGUGACGGGACAGUGGACAGGCUCCGGCCGGUGCAGGGCCCCUGCCCGCAUCCUCCCGACACUUGCUCCAGGCCGUGACCCUUCAGAACCAUGACUCACGGUGACCCAGGUGACCCAGGACGACAAGUCGGCGACAGCCCGAGGGGCCGCACUCUCGCUGGUGUUUGACAAACACUGAAUGAGUGCCACGGCCACGGGCCGCUCCCCCUUGGGGGUCGGGAACACUGGGCAGGGGUGCGGCCCCAAGGGGGUGUGACCCGCUGAGCACGCAGGAAGGCUCGGCCUCACCUGCUGGGGCGCACCUCAGGUCCCAGCACAUCCACCGACACCCACAGGCUCCGGGCAUGGUGUCCCCGGCCGCAGGCGGGUGAGCGCAUCCUGAGACUCAAGCAGGGCCAGCUGCGGGGACGGGCCAGCUGAAUCCCGCGUCACACAUGCAGCCGGACCCAGGGUUCGCAUGUGACCCCACGUCUGUGACAAUCUGGAGCAAAUGAAACCAGGUGCCUUGGGGAGCCCCGCAGGUGGCCAACUCCCUGAGUGGUCAGGCUCCGAGGGGCCCGGGAGGCUCCAGGGUCCCUCUGGGGGGCUGGGGGCAGCCCCAGCCGUGGGGAGGGCUGCAGCGCGGGGGCCCUGCAGGGGUUUCCAGAAUGAGCCCCGUCCCCUCCCUCCCCACCUGGCUGAAGGCCCCGCAGGGAACGUGCUGAGUCCGCACUUUGCGCUGUGUAAACGCGUGUUUACCGUGUAAAUUUCUGGGCGUGGACUUUCUCCCGGCGGAUCUAUAAUUUCUCAGAACAGAGGCUGAGACCCGACCUGGGGAUCAAUCAAAGCUCGAUAAAGGGAGAGAUAAAGCCGCCCUCGCCCCACCCCCGCCACGGGAGCUGUGGGCCGGCGGGCUGAGGCUGGGGAGGGUGCCGCAGUCCCGGGGGGCCCCCGCCCCUCUCCCUGGGGCCCGGCCACAUCCAGCCCAGCCCCCAUGGGACCCACAGAGUCGGGGCCCAUCGAGGUGCGGGUGCGCCGGGGUGGGGCGUGGCUGGGGGCCCUGCUGCCUGGGAACCUUCUUCCCGGCCUGACCUGGGGCCGACCUCAGGCGGGGCACCGGGCCUAUGGCGGGGUGGCCAUGGCCCCACGGGAGCUCCAGAGGCCGGGCCGCGUCCCCAGGCAGGUGGAGGCUGGUCCCAGGGCCACAGGACGGCUCCCCCAAAGCCAGGCCUCUCCGCUCCUCCCGGGAGGGCUGUGCGGGGGAAAGCAAACACAAGGUGGCCGCCCCGGUGUUCCUAGAAGAGGUCGGGGGGAGGAGGUGCGGCCAGACACCAGCUGACCCCGAGGUCCCAGGAGCCAGGCUAGGCCAAGGCUGGGCCGGGCCUGGGGAGUCCUCACAAGGACCCCACCCAGGCUGUUAGGAAACGGGCAGGGGAAGGAGGAGGGGGUCAGCGUGCCAGGCUCUUCUCCUGCUUAACUCCCACGUGGCCAUCUGCUGAGGGGAGGUCCCCCGCCGCUGCCCCAGGGGCCCCUAUGAGGGGCAGGAGACCAGCCAGACGAGGGGACCUCCUCUCCUGGCUUCCCCCAACCUGUCUUGAGCCUCCCAGCCCAGCAGACUGCUCCGGGGGACACCCCUGUCCCCCACGGGCCUGCCGCCCGGCUCUGCCCCGCCCAGUCCUGCAGAAGGAUGGCUGGGGGUGACCACCGGGGCCUCGGAACCGUACCCGGCCCACCUUGAGCCCUCAAGGUAGCUUCGGGGUGAAUGCAGCCCCCCAGGUCCCCCCUGCGCCGUCUGCAUCCUAGACACUUGGGGCCGAUGCUGGCCGCUGGGCACGGGAGGGUUAAUGGAAUCGGGGCCAGUCGGGCUGGGCUGGGCUGGCCGGCCACGGGGUGCUGGCUGCCCCGGCAGUGGGGAAAUCAGAGGGCAGGCGCAGCCGGCCCCAGCAGAAGCAUCCAGCUCAAGGCCUGCCUGCGCUCCGCCCCGCAGCCGGAUGGCCCUGAUCAGAGGAGGCCCGGUCCUGGCCAUGCUGCUGGUCUCCUGGGCAGCGCUGGGCCCUCGCGGCCUGCAGGCAGCAGAGCCCGGGGUUCCAGGGGCCCCCGAGAGCCUGCAGUGCCCGGCCGCCUGCACCUGCGGCCACGACGACUACAUGGACGAGCUCAGCGUCUUCUGCAGCUCCCGGAACCUCACGAGUGUGCCCGAUGGCAUCCCGGCCGGUGCCAGGGCCCUGUGGCUGGAUGGCAACAACCUGUCCUCCAUCCCCGAGGCGGCCUUCCAGAACCUCUCCAGCCUGGGCUUCCUGAACCUACAGGGCAGCGGGCUGGCCAGCCUGGAGCCGCGGGCACUGCUCGGCCUGCAGCAGCUCCGCCACCUACACCUGGAGCGGAACCAGCUGCGCGGCCUGGGGGCCCACACCUUCCUGCACACGCCGGGCCUGGCCUCGCUCGGCCUCAGCAACAACAUGCUGGGCCGGGUGGACGAGGGCCUCUUCCGGGGCCUGGCCGACCUCUGGGACCUGCACCUGGGCUGGAACGGCCUGGCCGUGCUCCCCGACGCCGCCUUCCAGGGCCUGGCCAGCCUGCGCGAGCUGGUGCUGGCGGGCAACAAGCUGGCCUACCUGCAGCCCCCACUCUUCUGCGGCCUGGGGGAGCUCCGGGAGCUGGACCUGAGCAGGAACGCCCUGCGCAGCGUCAAGGCCAACGUGUUCGUCAAGCUGCCCAAGCUGCAGAAGCUCUACCUGGACCACAACGUCAUCGCUGCCGUGGCGCCCGGUGCCUUCCUGGGCAUGAAGGCGCUGCGCUGGCUGGACCUGUCGCACAACCGCGUGGCCGGCCUCCUGGAGGACACCUUCCCUGGCCUGCUGGGCCUGCACGUCCUGCGCCUGUCACACAACGCCAUUGCCGGCCUGCGGCCGCGCACCUUCCGAGAUCUGCACUUCCUGGAGGAGCUGCGGCUCGGCCACAACCGCAUCCGGCAGCUGCCUGACAAGGCCUUCGAGGGCCUGGGCCAGCUGGAGGUGCUGACACUCAACGACAACCAGAUCCGUGAGAUCGAGGCAGGCGCCUUCGUCGGCCUGCUCAGCGUGGCUGUCAUGAACCUGUCUGGGAACUGCCUGCGGAGCCUCCCCGAGCGCACCUUCCAGGGCCUGGGCCGGCUGCACAGCCUCCACCUGGAGCGCGGCUGCCUGGGCCGUGUCCGCCCGCACGCCUUCGCUGGCCUGUCGGGGCUGCGGCGGCUCUUCCUCAAGCACAACGGCAUCACAGCCGUGGACGAGCAGGGCCUGUGGGGGCUGGCGGAGCUGCUGGAGCUGGACCUCACAGCCAACCGGCUCACGCACCUGCCGGCGCGGGCCUUCCAGGGCCUGGGCAAGCUGGAGUACCUGCUGCUCUCGGGCAACCAGCUGGCGGCGCUGGCAGCCGACUCCCUGCGGCCCCUGCAGCGUCUCUUCUGGCUGGACGUGUCGCACAACCGCCUGGAGGGGCUGCCGGAUGGCGAGCUGGCCGAGCUGGGGCAGCUGCGCUACCUGAGCCUCACCAACAACUCCCUGCGGAUCUUCACGCCGCCGGCCACCGGCCUGGAGCGCCUCUGGCUUGGGGACAACCCCUGGGACUGCGGCUGCGCACUCGGUGCCCUCAGGGCCUUGGCUCUGCGGGAGCCGGGCGUCGUGCCGCGCCUCGUCCAGGCCGCGCCCGAGGGGGACGAUGGCCAGCCACCCAUCUAUGUUUCCAACAACAUCACCUGCGCCGGCCCCCCGGGCGUCUCAGGCCUCGACCUGCGUGACGUCACCGACGCCCACUUUGCUCAGUGCUGAGCGAGGCUGGGACCGGCUGGUGGCCCCUGGGGGCAAAGUGGGCCCUCGGUGUCCCCCUCGGCAGACACGACACAGCCCCAGGGGCCUGGUCCCUGACCGAUGGAUGGGAGGGGGGAGGGAAGGGGCCACAUACAUCCUCAGGGUCCCAGCCGUAGUUUAUUAAAAGCCAUCUGACACAA
Canis lupus familiaris (dog) is the source of this 5434-nucleotide messenger RNA. RefSeq names its product insulin like growth factor binding protein acid labile subunit (gene IGFALS). NCBI's taxonomy places the organism in Eukaryota, Metazoa, Chordata, Mammalia, Carnivora, Canidae. Gene Ontology annotation, cellular component: extracellular matrix. The record is from RefSeq and is a predicted model, not a curated record. Gene Ontology annotation, molecular function: protein binding. The transcript has 2 exons. The coding region runs from base 3291 to 5255 and encodes 654 amino acids.